AUGCCGCUAACGAUCCUCCGGCGACCCCCAGACCUCUCAUCCUACACCCUUCUCUCAACCCACCAAUCCUCCACCCCGGCCUCCUUUCAAAUUCCAGUGCUACACUUCCACGCACCCUCCACCACCCUCCUGAUCACGCCAGAGAACAUCUCCCUCCUCCCCAUAUUCCCCGACGUCUCAACCCCCCCCUCGGACGCACCAGACCAGCUCCAAAUUCCCAAAAUCCAACUCCUGAUAACCUCUCAAACCCUCACCCUCUACAACGCUCCCUCAAAAAUCGGUAUAAGUCUGCCCUACCCAUCCAUCACCCUCCAUGCCAUCCAGAGGACCCCGCACGGUGCUGGAAUUUACAUGCAGAUAUCCCUCUCCCCUGCCAACGCUACAGCUCACACGAAUACCGACGAGUAUGACCAGGACGAAUUGCUGGAGAUUACGAUCCUGCCGGAUCCGGCUGGUGGGGAGGAGGAGGAGGAGGGAGGGGGGGGUAGUCUCGGAAAUUUUUAAUGCGUUGAGUGUUUGUGCAGGAUUGAAUCCGGAUGAGGUUGGGAGUGGUGAUGAGGACGAGGGCGAGGACGAGGACGGGAUAUUGUGGGAGGGAGAUGUGGAAGGGGGAGGGGAGGGGUUGAGACUUGAGGGGUUUCCAGCCGGUGGAGGAUGGAUUACAGCGGAGAAUGUGGGGGAUUUUAGGUUUGGUGACCCGGUUGAGGGGGAAGUGGGGACGGAUGAAGAAGUUGUGUUGGGCCCGGGGGCUGGGACGGUCAGGUUGAGAGAUGAAGUUGGGGGAGAAGAGAAGGCGGGGGAGAAUGGGGACGGGACGGAUGAGGCAAAGUGGAGGAGGACGGGGUGA
Messenger RNA from Tuber aestivum (summer truffle), 847 nucleotides. The record is from the annotation of a GenBank genome assembly. Lineage: Eukaryota; Fungi; Ascomycota; Pezizomycetes; Pezizales; Tuberaceae.